Molecule: messenger RNA, 1881 nt
Organism: Eublepharis macularius
Lineage: Eukaryota; Metazoa; Chordata; Lepidosauria; Squamata; Eublepharidae
Gene: GIPR
Product: gastric inhibitory polypeptide receptor
Exons: 15
Biological process (GO): cell surface receptor signaling pathway; adenylate cyclase-modulating G protein-coupled receptor signaling pathway
Cellular component (GO): plasma membrane
Molecular function (GO): G protein-coupled peptide receptor activity; peptide hormone binding; gastric inhibitory peptide receptor activity
Source: RefSeq, a predicted model, not a curated record
AUGACCAAGGAGAGCUUUUCCCCUGCUCGUUCUCUGCGUCCAGGCCUGCUCUCUGUUGCACAGCCCCAAGCAGAUAAAAGGCAGGUUUCCUUCUGGCUGUUGGAUCGGACAGGUCCUUUGCGACCCACAGCUCAAGAGCCAGAAGGCUGGUGUGGAGGGUUGCCCAAAGAAGAACUCUGGAUCUGUCCUUGUGCCUUCCCACGGAGGACUGAUUUGCAAAAACUGGCAGGCGCAGGCGUUGGGAAGGCCCAGUGCGCCUGCGCUGCCCUUUCCACUUCCGAUCAGACCGAGCAGGCAGUGGAGGCAGGAAUGCCCGGCCUGUCUGCCCGGCCCUUUCUGGAGCCCGUUACGAGCUCUCGCCGACGUUCAGCAAAAGAGAUGUUUGAGGCCUGGCAGCAGUACCAGGAAACCUGCUAUAGCAACAUGUUAGAGGAGCCCCCUCCCACAAGCUUGGUGUGCAAUCGUACAUUUGAUAUGUACGCCUGCUGGAGCGAUACUCGACCCAACACUUCCGCCAAGGUCCCCUGCCCCUGGUACCUUCCGUGGCACCAGGAAGUACAAGGUGGCUUUGUGCUCCAGAAAUGUGGUCCAGAUGGACAGUGGGUGGUGGACGAAUCGGGCCAUAUUUGGCGGGAUCAUUCCCAGUGUGAAGCCCUCAGUGAAGAGCUCCCCUUCCAGAACCACUUGUGGAUCCUGGAUCAGUUUCGGCUGAUGUACACUGUGGGCUACUCCCUUUCACUGGUAGCUCUGCUGGGAGCCUUGGUACUGUUAGCCUCUUUCAGAAAACUUCGAUGCAUCCGCAAUUACAUCCACAUCAACCUUUUCCUUUCCUUCAUGCUGCGCGCAGUCUCCAUCCUUGCCCGAGACAGCCUCCUCAACCAGAGAUAAUAUGGGAGAAUGGAGGACUUAACUUCAGUUACCUUUCUCUCUCUCCUGGAUAUUCAGGCCGCUGCUGGCUGUCGGCUGGCACAGAUUCUGACUCAGUACUGCGUUGGCGCAAAUUACUGCUGGCUUCUAGUGGAGGGCCUUUACCUCCAUAACCUGCUGGGUCUGAGGGCCUUCUCUGAAGAGAGCUACUUCCCAGGGUACUUGCUUCUUGGCUGGGGGGCCCCAGUCCUGUUUGUCAUCCCUUGGGUGAUUGUGAGAUAUCUCUACGAAAACAAUGAAUGCUGGGAGAGAAAUGACCACAUGGGCUACUGGUGGAUCAUCCGUUGCCCCAUUCUACUAGCCAUCUUUGUCAACUUCGUGAUCUUCAUCCGCAUCAUAAAGAUACUGGUAUCUAAACUCCGAGCGCAACAGAUGCAUUAUGCGGACUACAAAUUUAGGUUGGCCAAGUCAACGCUCACUCUCAUCCCGCUAUUGGGCAUCCAUGAGGUGGUCUUUGCACUGGUCACUGAUGAGCAAGCCCAGGGAACCUUGCACUACGUGAAAUACUUCUUUGAACUCUUCCUCAACUCCUUCCAGGGGCUGUUUGUGAGUGUCCUUUAUUGCUUCGUCAACAAGGAGGUCCAGUCCGAGAUCCGAAGGAAGUGGCAGAGGUGCCAGCUAGGUUCUAGACUGCUUGAGAAGCAGGGCCAAAGCUGCAACACCUGGACGUCCUGGCGCAGCCGGAGCACCAGCUGUCGCAAAAAGGACAGUACCCCCAGGCCUCCAAACUGCCCGGCGGAAAAAGAUCCCCCCAACUCAACAGGUUUGCACCAGACCCCUGCGGGUGGCAAGUCCUAUGGGUACAUCCCCGUCAGGAUGAAGACUGAAGACCGGGCAGGAGAGUUCCCUGAUGCCAAGCAGGCUCUUCCAAGCCCCCCAAAUUGCUGCUGCCUCCAGCUCCCUUCUGGUGGUCAAGAGUACUUGGGAGAAUAUUGUCAGCAUUCCAAAACAUGA